Bursaphelenchus okinawaensis is the source of this 957-nucleotide messenger RNA. The record is from the annotation of a GenBank genome assembly. NCBI's taxonomy places the organism in Eukaryota, Metazoa, Nematoda, Chromadorea, Rhabditida, Aphelenchoididae.
AUGGAAUCGCCGGCUUGGAUGUUCUCCAAGGCGUUGAGCCACAGACAAAAGGUUCAACGUCUAUAUAAACGCGGUUUACGUGAGGUUUUUGCGUGGUAUGGUGGAGAUCAGUAAGUCAAUUGGAUUUUGAACAAACUAUAACUUUAAAAUUUUAAUGAAACAUGACGUAAGGACUGUAAUUUCAAAAAAUGGGCAUGAUUUUGAGCCUUUAACUAUUCUUUUUCAGUGUUGCCGUUAGAUACCAUCAGGUAUUGUUGAGAGCUCGAUUUGAUGCUGCGGCCGAUGAGAAAGAUACUCGUAAAGCUCAGGUGUUGUUGGCUGAUGGUUGCCGCGAGCUUUGGGAAAAACGGGCAUUUAAACCAGCCAGGUGUAAGUAUUUUCUUCGGUUUUUCUUGUUUUAGAUCACCUAACCUUGAACAACACAAAAAAUACCUUCUACUGAAUCUACUUCAUCUUUUUAUAGGUCUCAGCAUAUGUUUUAGAAGUUUAUUAUGAAGUUUUUGCAUUUCUUAAACACCACGUAUUAUAAUAUUAAAAUUUUGCUUAUAAUACGUUUUUUCGAGGAACGCUGGCAGUUUUCGGAAGCUAAAAAUUCGUUUCUGGGUCUAAAAAAAAUAACUUCAUAAAACCUAUAACAGUAUCCCUUUCUAAAAAUAAGAGUUAGCACAUUGUUUCAAGCCUAAGUUUCCAAAGGUACAUAAACUGCCAAUUUCAGUCCCACUCGAUCCCAAAGGUUCGUCGUAUGAUCGCGAACGUGAGAGUCAUGAUGCGUUGUUGGAUACCGAGUCGUGGACCGGCCCCGACCGUGAACAAUACCCAUAUUACUUUAACCGGCGCGAGGCUCGUAAGAAGGAGAUUCUGGAGCACUGGAACAAGAUCGAAAAGUCGUGGGACGAAGAAUUGAAUAGUAUUCAGAAGGAGCUGCCAAAGGAAAAGGCGGCGAUCGGUCCACAAUAG